GAUACCGCCUAGACUCUAGAUGAGGUAUAUAAAGAACCCUAACCCUUCCAAGACUAUCACGAAUCACCUGCUGCAGCUGCAAGUACUACUUCAUCUGAUCAUCACAGCAAGAUGGCAUCUGUUGUCUACUGCAUCGUGCUCCUCUGUUUGACCAGUGGACUGUGGAUGGAGGCAGAUGCAAAAGCUAAGGAAAAGGAUUGCAGUGAGUGCCUCCCUGGUUGGACUCAGCUUGGCUCUCGCUGUUUCAUCUUCAAGAAUCAGCCAAUGAACUGGGCUAGUGCUGAGACAGAUUGCCUCGCCCUUGGAGGGAAUCUGGCUUCUAUCAAAUCGACCACCGAAUACGACUUCAUCAGACAGUUGGUUAGAACAGCAACAGGCAAAGAUCUACAGUUUUGGGUUGGAGGCCAUGAUGCUGUCAUGGAGGGAGUGUGGCUGUGGAGCGAUGGCUUUAAGUUCAACUUCGAAAGCUGGGGCAAGGGGGAGCCAAACAACUAUGGAGGAAAGGAACACUGCAUGGAGAUUAACUUUGGAGCUACCAAAAAGGUCAACGACAUAGGUUGUCUGGAAAGUCAACCCUUUGUUUGUUCCGCCGACCCACCCCCCAUGGAAUGAUGAUCAGGUCAGGAUGUCACUUCUACCAGGAUGUCAGGCCUCGAUGAAAUCAGUGUUUUGAAGAUGUUUCAACACUUCUGAUUCACUUUCAUAUUUAAUCAAUGAACUGAUUCACCCUGCUAAGCAAUAUUCCAGUUGAACACCAGUAUGUCUUGAACAUGUAAAGCUGACCUGCAGUCCAAUCAAUUAAAGCAUAACUAAAAGCACAA
This is a messenger RNA of Trematomus bernacchii (emerald rockcod), 821 nucleotides long. RefSeq names its product galactose-specific lectin nattectin-like. NCBI's taxonomy places the organism in Eukaryota, Metazoa, Chordata, Actinopteri, Perciformes, Nototheniidae. Bases 112 to 612 code for a protein of 166 amino acids. The record is from RefSeq and is a predicted model, not a curated record. Gene Ontology annotation, molecular function: signaling receptor activity. The transcript is spliced from 7 exons.